CGAUGACGCGGACGGGGAGAGACCGUCCGCGAAAAGGAAGGAGGAGCCCGCUGUCGCCCGGUCUCUCCCGCGCGGCGCCCGCGCAGGAGGAGGAACGCGCGCCGCCUCUACGGAGGAUCGAUCGAACGAGCGCGCUCGCCGCCGCGGAGUUGGGCAUGCUCGCCGCCGCAUCGGACGGGAACAAGACGGCGGUGUACCGCCACGUGUCGCGCGGGGGGGUGUCGCUCGGGGCGGCGGACCGUGUCGGGGACACCGCGCUGCACCGCGCGGCUCGCGGCGGCUGCGUCGGGUUGAUAAAGACGGUGCUCAAGGCGGCGGGGCGAGGGGACCCCCGCCAGCCCUCGCGACGCGAGCUGAUGGACGCGACGAACGCGGCGGGGCGGACUCCGCUGCAGGUUGCCGUCGACGCCAAGCGCGUCAAGGCGGCCAGGUUCCUGCGAAGGGAGGGAAGCGCGGACCCGAGGGGGGAGCUGGACGCGCUGCAGGGAGCGCCCUUCGGGGACGGGUACGCGAGCUCGAGCGGGUACUCGUCGUCGGCGGUGUCGGACACGGGUUCGUCCGACGCGGGAUCCGACGUGGCAUCCGACGUGGCAUCCGACGUGGCAUCCGACCUCGCCUCGGACUCGGACUCCGAGCUCGAGCGCGGGGGGCCGAGGGGCGGGCUCGACGGGCGGGCGGCUCGAGGGAGACGAACGAAGGGUACGGGCGGGUCGCAGACGUGGGCCGGCCACGGCGCUCCCGCGACGUACGACUACUCCGCGUACGGCCGGCUCGGAACCUCCGAGUACGCCACGUCGGAUGCCACGUCGGACGGAGGAGGGGUAUCGUCCGACGACGGCGGGUUCAGGGCGUGCGGCGGGUGGUCCGACGUCCCCACGCCGAGCGGAAGCGAGGUGGAGAGCGACGCGGGGUCGCUGUGGAACAGCGAGUCGGAGAGCGAGUGGGGCGGGUCCCGCUCGGAUGCCACGUCGGAUGCCACGUCGGAGGGGGAGCUGGACGAGGGUCACGGAGACCGCGCGCGGUACCCCUCGUUCCUUCGAUGACGAGCGCUCGUUCGCGUGUGUGUGCCGGGUCGUCGAACAAGCGUGGCACAUGUCGGUACGUGUAUAGAUAAGAUUGUUAGCGCAAAAUAGACUAUGGUCCAUAAGGUCAUCGCUUCUUC
Micromonas commoda is the source of this 1162-nucleotide messenger RNA. RefSeq lists its product with no specific name. NCBI's taxonomy places the organism in Eukaryota, Viridiplantae, Chlorophyta, Mamiellophyceae, Mamiellales, Mamiellaceae. The transcript has a single exon. Gene Ontology annotation, molecular function: protein binding. The coding region runs from base 3 to 1043 and encodes 346 amino acids. The record is from RefSeq and is a predicted model, not a curated record.